UAGAUUGCAUUUUCUAGUUGUAGAAGCCAAGAAGCUAAUCGAUUUGUGGGUUGAGAGACAGCGCUCCUGUGCCACAGGGCUCAAUGGCGUUUACAUUGCUAGCACUUUCACGCCGCCUUCCCGCCACUGGAGGAUGCUGCCGUGGAGCUGUGCUCAUGCAUACGAGCGCUCCGGUAUCUUUGGAGAGGCAGACGUUCAACGAUCGCUCUCAAACCGAGCACGUGGCAGUCGCCAGUUCCAGUGUCAAUGUGUCAGUGCCUGUCGCGUCCAUUGCUGGUGACAGUGUUUUACAUUGGCCGAGGGCACCGGUGGUCUCAAUGACGGAUGGGCUCUACCGCCACCGCUCCUGCGGCAUCAAGCCAACCCACCUGGAGAUAAAGUCCCGUGUCCGAGUCAUCACUUUGGGCAUCAUACGGGCAUGGCUCAAGAAGCGAAAUCAGGUCUCUCCAUACUCCGCUGAUACCACUCUGGAGAUCUACGACCAAUAUAAGGACUUUGGUGUAUCAGCGCUUUCCUUUGCAAGCGAGCUACAGCUGAAAGCUAAUAUCAUUGUAGCACGUCCGCGCACAGUGCAUCUGUCUCUGUUGCAAGACAAUUUAGUAAACGCUCCCGUCACCGUUGACGAAAACAGUGUUACUCUGCUCCCAGAAAGGCUCGACUUCUUGCGCAAGUAUGCCUCUAGAUUUGACAUUGUCGUCAUGCCGUCUGAAGCUGCUGUGAAAAUGUCGGAGACCUAUCCAACCAUCUUGAAGGAUGAAGGCCUUUUCAUCGUCUCUCAUGCUUAUCAGAAAGCAUUGCAGUGUUCGGUAGACUUGCAUCACUUCCAAGAAGCUACCUGCCGCUUCAUGGUGCUCCGAUUCCAGACGAAUAUGCACCGAAUGCGGCGCAAGGCUGACCUCAUCACUACUAUUCCCAUUCCUGGUGGUGUGGUCAUGGCGUUUGAUGUCAAGAAGUUUGAUCCCAGCCAGGAAGAGGUCCAGGACCCUGUCAAAGAUGCUGUUCACUGCACGACAUGUGAAGAGUGUCGUUAUCAUGGUACAACACCGAUCAGGGAGGAUUCAUUGGCCGAGAAUUGGUUCAAGGUUCACAACUUACACUCGUUUCGGUACUACCACAUUGAGAACCGAGAUUCGUGCUCUCUUUGUAACAAAACUCUGUCUUAUUCACACCCUCUCUAUGGCGGGCCGUUGCGUCCGAAACCUUUCUUGGAGCAAGUUUUCCACCAGUUUAAGGCGGUUCAUUUGGCUGGCCACGAUGAAUUCUUCGACAUGCUGGAAACGUUGGCUCUUGCUGAGGUGGAUGUUCCGUUUGGUCCUUUGCCUGUAUACUUUGGACCACAACUGAGAACUCUGAAUGUACAACAUUUGGUGAAUCCUUUGCUUUCGCUUGGUCACAUGAUCACACCGUCCUUGUGGGAGUCCAGAGGUUUGAAGACGACCGCUACACAAGAGGAGUUUUUCCAGACCAUCCACAAAGUGGCUGAGUUUGAAAACAUUGUUGGUGACAAGCGCUCGUCGGUGAUUCGUAAUUGCGAGAAGUUGCCACGGACGGAGGAACGUGUGGCGUUUGUGCAACUAAACCCCCGCAUACAGCGGUUGUUCUUCAUGAUAAUCCGCUUGUUUCAUCCAACAGUGCCGAACCAGCAGAAGGGACACCGUGACGCUACUGAAAGGCAAUUGGAUGCAAACUUGCGGUUAGCACGUCGCACACAGUCAUGAGUACCCCCUUGGCCUGGUGGUGGCGUCGCACACAGUCAUGAGUACCCCCUUGGCCUGGUGGUGGCGUCGCACACAGUCAUGAGUACCCACUUGGCCUGGUGGUGGCGUCGCACACAGUCAUGAGUGCCCACUUGGCCUGGUGGUGGCGUCGCACACAGUCAUGAGUGCCCCCUUGGCCUGGUGGUGGUGGUGCUAGUUUAGAAGAGAGAUAUGUUUAGCUGCAGACCGUCUCGUUAAAAGACGUAGCUGCGGCGUGGUGGAGUACACGCGUACCCUGCAGUCUGUGCCUGGCUGGGAAAGUGGCACAGCGUGAAGGCUGGCUGUGAGCGUGAUGGGUAGAUAGAUGCCUUGCUCUCCACCUGGGUACCUACAUGUGUUGUUGACCAGCCCCAUAGCCUGCUGGUUGGCGUGGCUGGACACUUGACACCGUAACAUUUUAGUGUGCGUGUGUGUCCUUGACCAACUCCAUAGCCCGCUGGUUGGCGCUGGUGGCCUUUUGACACCGUCACUCCGUAGCAGCGUUAGUAUGUGUGUGUGUGUGUGUGUGUGUGUGUGUGUGUGUGUGUGGGUGUGUGCGUGCGUGCGUGUGUGUUGAUACUUACCUGGUGAGUUCCAGCCAUCACGGAGCGACCGUGCGCACAGCAGGCUCUCUGCACUGGCCAUUUUGUUCGCUGUUCCAGGGUGGAUGUGCCGGCCACUCGGGUCCUUCAAACGGUCCUCUGUCAUGUCGCCACGUGCGCUGUGUGUGUCUCUCUCUCUGCCUAGGAGGUCCGCUCACUGCAGACCCCUGAGGGAGCUGGGACACUGUAGUACUCACUGCAGACCCAGAGUACUUGAACUGGGACACUGCAGUGCUCACUGCUUCUUGCUGUCUUUGGUACUGCUGAUUGAGCAGGUGAUCAUGACGCCAACCCUCCACUGAUAACCCUACCGAUAAGUUACCAAUAAGGUACUGUUGCUUUUCAGCUCCUCCUUUUCUUUCUUUCUUAUUGGUUUGCUCUCUCUUUUUUUUGUUUCUUUUCAUGUACUUCGUGUACACCAGGGAGUCGUACCCAGCCAGGUUUGGGUACGACUCGUACGACUCCCUGAUGUAGACGAAAGCUGUAACUCUUUUCUGGCAAGGCAAUUUGUUUCAAUGGCUGAAAUCGAUGAGACUGGACGUUCUGUUUUUCUUCUUCUUCUUCUUCUUCUUCUUCUUCUUCUUCUUCUUCUUCUUCUUCUUCUUCUUCUUCUUCUUCUUCUUCUUCUUCUUCUUCUUCUUCUUCUUCUUCUUCUUCUUCUUCUUCUUCUU
Molecule: messenger RNA, 3009 nt
Organism: Sycon ciliatum
Lineage: Eukaryota; Metazoa; Porifera; Calcarea; Leucosolenida; Sycettidae
Exons: 15
Coding region: 84-1718 (544 amino acids)
Source: RefSeq, a predicted model, not a curated record